AUGUCGAACCCCAUCCAAACAACCCUAGCAACAUACCUGUUCACCCGCCUCAACCAGCUGGGAAUCCACACAGUCCACGGCGUCCCCGGCGACUUCAACAUCCCAAUGCUCGGCUUCAUCAAACCGGCAGGCCUGCACUUCGUUGAAAGCACCACCGAGCUCAACGCCGCCUACGCAGCAGACGCCUACGCCCGAGUCCGCGGCGUCUCAGCCCUGAUAACCUCCUACAGCGAAGGCGACCCAACAGCCAUACCAGCCAUCUCCCGCGCCUACGCAGACAGCGUACCCCUAAUCCUGAUAGCGGGUGUGCCCACUAUCUCAUCGCAAAUGAAAACGCCCAGUCCAAAGGACUCAAUCCCGCGGCCUGACUCGUGGUGUACGCGCUCAAUCUCGAGCAUCAGCAGCCACGGCCCCGAGAACGAGGAUGCAGAUGCAGAGCAAGAAGCAGAACCAGGCAAACACGACUUCCGCCGCUUCGCGCAGCUCUACAAGCCCGUGACCGCCGCCCAAGCAAGCCUGUUCUUCCGCUGCGCCGCCGCAAAGGAAAUCGACCGCGUGCUGGAGAUGUGUAUCCGGAGCUCUCAGCCCGUCUACAUCGAGGUUCCCGUCGAUAUGCUCGGCAUGAAAAUCAACUCCUAUAGUCUGGACCGGCCCAUCAACACGCAGGAGCGCUGCAACCGGCCGCACCAUGAACGGUCCCUCGUGCAAAAGACAGUGGACCUUCUCUUGAACGCUACGAAACCGCUUAUCAUCAUCGACGCUCUGACUGGCCGCUUCGAUCUCGCGAACGAGGCAGCCGAGCUGGUUAGACUGUCUGGGUGGCCGGUGUUCGCGACACAAGCGGGCAAGGGGUGCAUUGACGAGACGCUCCCCAGCUUCGUUGGCAUCUACCCCGGGCCAAACGGAGAGGGAGAACUGAGGGUUGCUUCAGCGCACAAUAGCGACUGGGCGUUUGCGCGCAGCUACCUGAGCGAGGCAAACCUGGUCAUCCGCUUCGGGGCGCCCGAGUCUGCCAUCGGCGCUGAAUCCAGCCCGUUGCCGUGUCUGUCUGGUCCGGAUCCACGACGCACACUCGACAUCAGUAGGCGGCGGAUCCGCUUCCCUGGAGACCCGUCACAAUGUACGAGCUGCGAGCCGCCGAAUACAAAGGAUAUCCUGAGGGGUGUGCUGGAUAAGCUCGUCGAGUCCCGCCACCAUAUCCUCCUCUACCCGCAUCCCAUGCCUCUGUUCGCGAACUCCCAGGACCGGUUAAGGGCGCUGAUACCCGUUUGCCCGGAUGCUCUGAUUGACGGGGAGACAUUCUGGCCGGAGAUCUCGCAUUUCCUGAAAGAGAACGACGUUAUCGUCACGGAGACUGGAAAUGGAACCGGGUCUUAUACGCCGACCGGUGCAGGUACUCCAUCAAAAACGAAGAAUAUACUGGCAGGUGCAAACGACCUCAUCCUCCCCGCCAACACGAACAUGAUAACCACCUCUGCUAGAUGCGGCCUCGCAGCAUCCAUCGGCGUCUCCCGCGCAUCAAGGGACCGAUACAGCCAGAACUGCGGCGAAACCCCACGCAGCCGGACAAUCCUCUUCAUCGACAACCGCAGCUUCAAGAAAUCAGCACCGGCGCUGCAGGCCAUCUUCAGGAAUAAGCUGAAUCUCGUGAUCUUCCUCCUCAACCGCACGAAAACACACUCGAAUACAAACUCGAAUACAAGCUCAACGGAUACCGAGGCAGAUCUAUCUCCCACACUCCCAAGCAGCGCGUACAACACCAAGAAAAACACCAACCGCGAAGCCUCUAUCCACGGCACAUCAGCCAGCCGCGGCAACCCAAUCGUGCUCACCCAAGACAUUCCGCAAGCGCAAAACCAGACCUGCGCACUGAAGGUCCUCGACGCCGUUCUAUCCAGCGGUGCGCCGAAGCGCGAUCCCUUGUACCCGGUUACCACGCGGAAAGCUGCGACAUGGGGACAGCUGAAGCACGUUAUUUCUGACGGGAGAAUAGCGUCCGGACGCGGGUUCUCUCUAAUCGACGUGUCAGUGUGUAUGCCUUGCGACUUUGGCGUGCACCUGCAGCUGCAGGAGAGCCAGAGCGCCACCAGCCAGAACAGCCGCGACAGCCAGUAUGAGAUGCGGUAUGCGGAUGCGACGAACUGGCCGUUACCUGUGGCAGUGUGGCAGGAGUUCGCGCGGAAUCCGUUUCUCAGCUCGGUUGGGGGAGAUCGCGCGACGUGCCGGGGGUUGUCUAGGGCGGUCCAGGGACACGACUGGGAACCUGCGGCUGUCUGGGCUGCGGCUCCACUGCAGGAUUCAGGUCACACUGGCAGCUCCGCUGGGGAAUCGAUGGUGGAUGUCGUCCAAGACUCCAUUCUGGGAUCUAUUGAGGAGCUUGAAAGUUUUCUCGAGGAGCAUAUGAAGGCGUCGAGUCGGGAAACCUUACCCAUCGAACAAGCCCAGGCGACCGGUAUUGAAGAACGCAUCCAGCAUCCACUUCACGUUCGGAAACCCGGCACCAAAGCUCUCGGAAUCCAAGACCAAAAACAAAAACAAAACAAUGACGAGAUAUCCGUUUGCCCGCCGCAAUCCAACCCACAAGUCCCCGCAAAACCCAGUUCCCUGUCUCCCCAUUUACUGAGACCUCCAAAUCGGCCGAAUACAGCCCAAAAGAAGAGAAGAGUGCCUCCGUGCCUCUUUUCCUUCACCCGGUGCUUCAAGAAAGAGCUCUGCCCUCAAGUGUCCCCGCCAGAAGAAUCUCGGGAGAUAUCGGCCUGGGACACGGACUCUUCAGUCUCGGAGCACCCGGAGCCCAGGCCUGCGCCGCGCCUUCAGCCUAAGGCCCAGCGUGAUUUGUUGCUGGGGGAUCUUUGUGGGUGGUCGUGGAGGUUCGGGAAGCGGCGGGCGACGGAUUGA
This is a messenger RNA of Aspergillus mulundensis, 2898 nucleotides long. RefSeq lists its product as uncharacterized. Gene Ontology annotation, molecular function: carboxy-lyase activity; magnesium ion binding; thiamine pyrophosphate binding. The record is from RefSeq and is a predicted model, not a curated record. NCBI's taxonomy places the organism in Eukaryota, Fungi, Ascomycota, Eurotiomycetes, Eurotiales, Aspergillaceae. The transcript has a single exon. Bases 1 to 2898 code for a protein of 965 amino acids.